This is a messenger RNA of Caenorhabditis bovis, 6846 nucleotides long. The record is from the annotation of a GenBank genome assembly. NCBI's taxonomy places the organism in Eukaryota, Metazoa, Nematoda, Chromadorea, Rhabditida, Rhabditidae.
AUGGAAAAUUCUGAUCCACCAGUAUUGGUUUCUGCUUCUUAUGAUCAGACCAUUAAAAUUUGGAAUGUGAGCAGAAAAAAGGCAUUGGCUACUAUACAGCAUAAUGAGGGACAGGUGAAUUGUCUGAGUUUGACUUCAAAUGGAAGAGACCUUGCCCUCGGAGCUUAUCAGAGAAUACGAAUAUACGAUGUUCACGUUUCUAAGGAUCCGAAAGCGACAAUCGAUUUGCACAAGAAUGUAACUGUAAUCGGAUUUGAAUUGACAGGAAGAUGGAUGUAUACGGGCGGUGAAGAUGGAGUUUGUCGAAUUUGGGAAAUGCGAAGUAAUCAGUUGGUAGCGAAUCGAACCAUAUGGUUCGCACCGGCUCAGGUCACAGCAAUGACGACAAAUGUGACGCAGACAGAGAUGUUCGUUGCAACGAAUGCGGGACAAGUGUGCAUAUGGGAUAUAAUCAAUAAUUGCUAUCAGAAAUUCCCGAUGCCUGACAAUUUAGGAUUAUUAGAAUGUGUGCAGAAAUUAUCUGUACAUCCAACGGGAAAACGACUAGCCGGAAUUACUAAUAGAGGGCGUUUAUUAACAUGGGAUAUUUUGACUAGAAAACUUGACGAAGUCCCACCAAUGCUUGAUUAUAAGACACCGACGAUGGCCACGGAAAGUCCGACUUCUACAUAUGGAAUAUUGAGAGAAAAGGACCCAAUAUGUAAACUGCCAAAGGGAUACGGACUGUCAUGUCGAUAUUCCCCUGACGGUAAAUAUUUGGUAGCUUGCGGUACGGACUCGGUAAUUCAUGUGUUGAAUGCGGAUUCGAUGAAGCAUGCGGCGACGCUGAAUGCUGAAUGCGACUGGAACUGGGAUGCAAUAUUCACGGCGGAUGGAAGGCAUAUUUUAACUGGUGGAUCAGACGGACGAAUUAAGGUGUGGGACACAACAACAGCUUCGAAAGUACUUCAACUCGAGGGGCAUUCGAAGCCGAUCACGGCGAUUGUCAAUUCGACCGCUGCUACUGAAAUGUUCGCCCGAAAGGGCAAAUCGUCUGACAUUCAGGCGAGCAUUGCCAGAUUCACCGAUUUGAACAGAGAUUGUGUCAGUCGAGUGAAACACUUGAAAAUCCUUUUAGACACGUUGACAACAAAUGAAAAACGACAACUUCUUGAUGAGCACAGUUUCGAAACUUUUCAUCUUGUCGAUGAACUUUUACUAGUCAACGAUGUUAGCACACAGAUCGACAGCGCUAUUGAGGCAGAAAGUGGUCUUUGGACUCUUGAACAGGUCCUAUGUCUGGCGCCGGAGCUUGUUGGAAGUGGCUGGCAGAGGCACGCGAUCGAGUCGUUACUGAAAAAAGCCGUGUUCCCAAGAAAUCUGAUGGCGGUUCGAAAAAUAGCGAUACGAUUAUUUUUGGUGUUUUAUCAAUGUCUCGGAGUCCACGGAAAAGCGACACCUGAUCUUGAUCACGUUUUUCAAUCGCUGCUUCCUUUUUUUCCGUUGAGAAGCGGCGAAAACACCGAAGACGUGUUAAAUGAAUACUGUCAAUCAUCUGGCACCGGGGACUGGUGUGAGAGGCUUCGAAAGGGUCCCAUUCGCUCAUCAGCGCCUUCGACGUUAUCAUCAAAAGAACGGGCACAAAUGCUUCAAGUCUACCUGGACAAAUUCCUUGAGUACUGUACUCGAGAAACUGCGAGAAUUGAGUGGAACGAUGAAGGAAAACGACUCGAAUGUGCUAAUUUCAUAAUCGAAAAAGUGAUCAAAUUGUACAUGGGUGAAUGUUUCGAUGAGCUUGAGGCGAAUGGUGUUGAUAUAUUUGGCGGAUGGGAAGGUGCUGAAUCCAGUGGUGAACCAUUGGACACGGCAGAUCCUGUGGUAAUCGCCCGAUAUUGGCUGAUUCGCUGGAUUAAUAAUAUUGCGUCGGCGACACAGUCGACACCAAACUCAGCACAAGCGGCCCAUUCAUCACUCUUACUCUAUAGACAAGCGCUAUUCAAUUCAAAAAAGGCGACAAAUGUGACCUUAACAUUGAUGCGAGAAGCCAUGACACUACCAUUAGCUUGCAGUAAUGUAACCCAUAAGGUAGUCAAUUUGCUGUCAACUUGGCUUCUACAAUACGAAAUUCCUCCAUUCGUGGCUUCUGGAGAGGUCUCUAUUGAACGGUUCUCGUUGUUAUGUGCAAAUAUUCUUCUGAGCUUCUUCCACUCACCUUAUUUGGCGCAAUCUGGAGAACGGCUUCAAUCCGCUGUGUCGAUUGCAUACGCUAUUUUGACUUCUUGUAAACAAUUAGUAUCGCAACGAAUUCAACUUCCAAAGCCGUUGCCGCAGAAGUUCUGGGCUGAGCUGAUGUCCGGGUUGUGCCGAUGCGCGACGAAGAUCUGUUCUCAAAACGACGCAUUCUCACAGCAAGUUGCAUCAGCAUUUACCUCUACACUCAUAUCAAACGUUGUUAUCAUUAAAGCGGUUCGACGGAUUGAAAUUGAGGACGAAGUUUGGGAUGAUGUGUACAAUGUGAUGAACAAGGGUGCCUGGAUAUCGAUGUCCGAGCAAUGGUCGACGAUAGUAAAUAGUGUGACAAGGGCGCUGAUUCUGCAUCUAGCACAUGUCGAUAUAUUCUCAAGGGAAGAGGCGAUGCGGAAAGUGACUGAUGUUUCACAAGCAUCGUCUCGUCGACAGGCAAUCGAGUCUGCUAUGGAAGAACCCCGGAAAGAAUCAUCGGAAGGUGGUGAAAGUAUGGGAUCUGCGGUUGAGGAUAAUGUGUUUCAUGACACCGAUGAUAUUACUAACGCGGUUACUUCUUGGUCCGGAGACAAGCUUGCCUGGCUGCAGACCUGGCGUAGGGUUAUCUCUCUGGUUGAUCCCUAUUCAAAACCAAGUGCCCAAGUAGCGAUUGAAUGCACGUCAGUAACUAUUCGUCAACUACUCAAUGUCAACCUUCAUCCUCUUGCUCACUGGCUGGCCUGCCGCCUUGUCACAGUACCUCCUGAACUACUUCCUAAAUGCGUUCCGGCAUUAUCAGCCAUUUUGAGUGAUUUUGCGAUUCGAAGGCCGCCCCCUCUGCUUUCAGCAAAUAUUCUACUGUGUUUUAUUCGAUUAAUGCAGUCUAAAGAUACUUCCGUGAUACCAGCUAUUUGCGGGUUGUCAGCUCAAGAGCUCUCGAUUGUAGCACCUCGAGCUCUUGAGCAUAUUCCGAAAAUUCUUCAAGCCGCUAGAAGCUCAAAGGAUCAGAAAAUGGUGACUAGUUCUCUGAAAUUGUUCGCAAUGUUGGCUUCUUCCUAUCCUGGAGCUGAACAACUUUUAUUGGACCAGCUCGCAAGCGCCGACAUCUCAGAAAACGCCAUAAUAAUCGUAAACACUUUGGCUAUUCUCAUCGUUCAACGAGCGCAAAUUGAUCUGGUGCUCACUGUAUUGAAGGCGAUUGAGACUCACCAAUUCGCUAUGAAACUCAUCCCGUUGUUCUGCUCUUCAAUCGCAAGCCUUGCUCAGUUCAGCAGUACUACACUGUUGCAGGCACUGUUACGAGCUGCUUCUCUUUUGCGAGACGAACGAGCUCGAACUGAGGUUGAAUGGCAGAUGGUGCGACUUUGCGUUCAAUGGCCUCAACCACAAGUUCCUCUGGUUGUUCGUGGUAUUCUUGCUGACCGACAACUUGUUCUUCAAGGAGAGCUAAUUACACUUGGAGGACAGUUUCCGUUAAAAGGUUUCGAAGUAGCACGAUGGAAUUCGACCGAAGCGAGCUCGAAAGCUGUCUCACUUGAUCCGAAUAGUGAGAAGAACGUCUACGUGAAUCGCAAUUCGUCAAUAAUCAGCAUUUCGAAGAAAGCGAAUGAAGUAGUUUGUCGAACAGUCGUUGGCAGACAUGUGUGGGAGUUGGACUUAUUGAAUGAAGAACGGAAGCCGGCGAAGAAUGUGACGAGUUGGCUUCGGAAGGAAGCGAACAAGGGACGAAGAGCUGGUCGUGAAAAUCAAGGAAUCUUGGGAGCAAUGGAUGAUCCGUUCGACGAAUUACCAGAUUCUUCUGGUGCAUCGUCGUUCGGUGAGCAUCCUAGUCCACUAGAAGGAUCAGGACAGUUUUUGACGAUGAUUGAAACUUGCCGGAGACAACCGCAACCAUUGGGAAAAAAUAGCAGUGGAAUCGAGACGCCCGCUUUCCGUCCGAGCAGCAAAUUACUGGAAUGGAGGUCACUCGCUGCUUCCUUGGGAUUCGUGCCUUCGGUAUCUUCAGUACAUCAGAAUUUCUUGCGCGACCUAAAACACCUUGACUCGACAUCGUCGAGAGAAGUUCACAAAAUCGCUGUGAUUUACGUUGGAGAAGGCCAGGAUGAUCGCUCGAGCAUUCUAUCGAAUCAAAAUGCUUCAGAAGCGUUUGAUGAGUUUGUCAGCGAGCUUGGAUGGGAGGUGAAGAUUGGACGAGGUCACGAAGGAUAUCAUGGAGGGCUACCAGUGGAUACAAGGGCGCCGUAUUACGCUGAUGCAGAAAGCGAGGUGAUCUUCCACGUGAAUACAAUGCUGAAUGGAGAUGUACACUCAAAGUGGAAACAUAUUGGAAAUGAUGAGGUUCACGUUGUUUGGACCGAAAACCGGAGGAAAGCUUAUACUCGGGAAACGAUUGCCACAAAGUUCUGUGAUGUUUUGAUUGUUCUGGAACAAGUCGGCGACAAGAUGGUACGGGUCCGUGUCGACACCGCUUCAGCCUUGGAGUUUGGCCCAUUGUUUGACGGAGCCUUUAUUUCUUUGUCCGAGCUUGCUAACCUUGUCCGACUAACAGUCAUCAAUGCGUCAAGAUCGAUGAAUAUUCUUCAUCACAAAUCAUGGCAUGUUCGCACAAAAGCGAACAUGGAAAGAGUCCGGAGGGACGAGCGAAAAGCUGCUGAAGAGGAGCAAAGGCGAUUGGAUCGUCAGAUUCAGGCAGAAAAUGAGAGAAGGAUGAAUUUAUUAAGAGCACGAGCUGAUGAGAAGCUGGAUAAAAUGUUCGGAGUUCCUGGGACAUCGACGAAUACGCAGAUUUCCGAUUCAACGGGUCACGUGAAUUUGUUUCAGGAUCUUGAACGAGAGGAGAGAAAGAACUUGGGAACUGGAAAUAAGGAAUAUGAAGAAGAAAAAGCAAAAGAGAAGCGAGAAUGGGAAUCGAAAAUGGGCAUUCAGGUGUAUUUUGCUGAUAAUACAAAUGAGCUCGAGAAAAAGAAAGAAUGGUAUGAAUCCUUGCCGAUGAGGAGAGCACCGGAUAAAACGGAAAAACCAAAGGUGAAGGAAGACUUUUUGAUGGCAAGAGCUCGGCUAGAAGAAGAAAACGCAAAAAAAGGAAAGAAGAGGAAACGAAGCAGAGGUGAAUCCGAAGAACGCGAACACAAAAGGAAGAAAAAGAAGAAAAGCAAAAAGAAGAAAAGAAAGCGAGAUAGUUCCGAAGAACGCGAAAUUGAAGAAUUGUACAAAUCUGAGAAGAGAAGGAAAUUAGAAGAACUCAGGGAUGCGCGACUGAAACGGGAAAGAAUGGAAGCCGCGAGAACUCAUGCUUUACUCCAUCCACCAAAGAAGGAGGAAGAAAAUAAGAAGAGACCGAAUCGAAUGGCUAUCAAGUAUCCCAGGAAAAUUUGGAUCGUUCGUCAUGCUGAAAGGGAAGACAAUAUCAAUCGAGGAUGGCGGAACCUUCCGGAAGCCAAAGGACUAACAAGAGACAAUUCGAUUCUCAGCGCUCGUGGACGAAAACAAGCCGCCGAGUGUCAAGUGCGAUUCAAAAAUCAGAAAAUCGAUCACGUUUUUUCGUCACCUUUUGAUCGGACGAUUGAAACCGCGUCAAUUAUUGUUGGUGACAAGGGAUUGAAAGUUAAAGCUGAAGGCGGAUUAUGCGAAGCCCUCUAUCUUUGCGAAUCGCCACCAGGAUUUUGGGAAACUGACAAACUCGCCGAUAAAUUUCCAUUAGUCGAUAGGGAUUAUAUUCCAGUUUAUUCGAAGUACACAUUGCCAAAAGAAGGCGAUGGCGACGAUGCUUGCGUGGAUCGAGUUCGAACCACCCUGAAAAGAAUCUUCGAAAAAUACGAAGGAAAUUUGCUUCUGGUCGGACAUGGUGCAUCCAUCGGCGCGUGCCACGAAGUGCUUCACGGAGACUUCAAAUAUGUCGGGCAGGCGACUGUCACUGAAUUUGAAGAGACAGCACCCGGAAAAUAUAAAAUGAAUUAUAGCUCCGAUGCAUCCCACUUAUCCGACAAAAGCAAUUUGAGGCCAUGGAAGGCUAAUGAGGAUGAUACGGCGGUUUGCUGUCCUACAUGUCGAGUAUUUAACACCAGCAACAUAAUUUAUAAUAUUCAAAAAGACCAUAAUGUUGAUGAUUUCGCGAUUUGCUCAAAUUGUGCUAUCAUCUCUCACUUGAAGAAAAAACACACGGUUGUCGAUUUCUUCCCAAUUCGCAUUGAAUGGAGCUUCUCUCAGGACAUCUUCUGUGCGAAUGAACUUAAGAAACAGUUAGACGAGAAAUUAGCGAAACUUCAAAAUGACAUGGGAUCUACUAUGAGUUUGUCAUCGAUUAAUAUAUCGCUUCACGACAAAAUUCUUAACUUCAUGAGAAGAAGCAAAAAUGGAGUUAUUUACCGAAAACUUUGGUUCAAGUUUCUUGAGGAAAUGAAAAAACUUGAAACGUUUUUGUCAAAAUUUGAAGAAAUGGUGAAAAAUACUAACCAAGAAUAUGAGAAAACAUUGGAUGAGUUGAAAAAUGAGGUUGAUAUUAUUGAAUUCGAGGAUUGUGAUGUUUCCGAGCCUGUUAUCGCCAAUUGCGUCUUGUCCCCGAUCUAUAACGAAUCCGAAAAAGCCGCUGAAAAUGACCUCUGGAUGGAGUACCAAGAUGCUCAAUAUGUAAAUUACCUUGCCUAA